Molecule: messenger RNA, 4454 nt
Organism: Mizuhopecten yessoensis (Yesso scallop)
Lineage: Eukaryota; Metazoa; Mollusca; Bivalvia; Pectinida; Pectinidae
Product: coiled-coil domain-containing protein 40-like
Exons: 21
Coding region: 48-3446 (1132 amino acids)
Biological process (GO): axoneme assembly
Cellular component (GO): cytoplasm
Source: RefSeq, a predicted model, not a curated record
UACCCACAGUACUUAAUAAUGUUAUUUCCUGCUUAGCAACAAACAACAUGGCAGACCAAGAAGAGAGACCACCUUCUGGUGACAAGCCUGGCAUUGAAAAUGUUGUAACAGAUGCAACAAUAAAAGCUUUACAGGAGUUUGAUACUGGUGAAAUGGAACAGACAGGUGAGCCUCCUGCAGCUAAAGAAACAGAAGAAGGAGACCGCCCGGUUUCUGCCAAGUCAGGCUCACGUCCGAUGUCAGCAAGACCAGGAUCAAAAUCUGGGUCACGCCCAACAUCGGCCAAGCCUGCCUCCCCAGCAGGAAGUGGGAGGGCUUCAGUCACUGGAGACAGACCACCUUCAGCAUCACGUCCUGCUUCUGGACACAAAGCCCCUUCUCAGACAGGCAGCCGCCCUACCUCCGCAGCAAAGCAGGAAGGGUCAAGGCCAACCAGUGCCAAAUCUAGAUCAAAACCAACUAGUGCUAAAUCAGUCGUUGAACAGCCUCCUGUAUCAGCCACGGUACCUGAGGUCCCUGUAUCAGCCACGGUACCUGAGGUCCCUGUAUCAGUCACAGUACCCGUUGUCCCUGACGAUGAGUUAGCUUCACCACAACAUGGCAUAAAAGCACCGCCUCAAACCGCUGAGGGUGGACAAGGUUUCCCUACAGAACCAGACACUUACCAGCCUCCACCACAGCCCCAGUCUACAGACUAUGGAGCGCUGGUACAGCAGGCCCCAGGGGGUUAUGGGGGUGAUGGGGGUGAUGGUGGCGGUGACGACAGGGACAGUGAGGGAGACGAUGAAGAUGAUGAGGAGAUGGAAGACGUGGGUGAAGGAGAAUCGGAGGGAAGUGAUGAAGAAGGAGAUAUGGUGGUGCUUGACCCAGACCAUCCAUUGAUGAAAAGAUUCCAGAAUGCUUUGAAAUCACAUCUCAACAACCAGAAUGAAAAAGUAUCACUGGAGCUGAGGGAGCUGGAGGAGGCCCUGAGGAACCGUAAGAAGGAACGUGAAGACCUUGGUGUAGAACUUUAUGGUGUUCAACAGGAGCUGGCACGCUACCAGAUGAUGCUGGAGAAGCAUCACGAUGAAUACUCCCAACUAGCUCAGGCACGACUUCAGGAGGAACAACAGCUCCAGGAUGUACGCGCUAUGUACAAGGAAUCUCAAACCACUGUCAACAAGGAGAAAAAGAAAUACGCUGAGCUCCAAAGUGAGGUUGAGAACCUUGCACUUCGUCUCUUCUACAUGCAAAAUGCAAAGGAAGAUGUGAGAUCUGAUAUAGCCAUAAUGAGGAGGGCUGCAGAGAAAGCUGAAACGGAAGUGUCCAAGUCCGAAAUUGAAAAGCAGAAACAGGACUUAUUUGUUGAUCGUCUUGUUGAAAGAGUUGACAAGUUGAAGGAGGAGAUUGCCAUGUAUGAGGCACAGAUCACAGCACAGACCGAGGAAACCCUCGCUGCCCAGGAAGCCUUGACAGAGGCUCACAUGGAGAUUGAGGCGAUUGGCCUCGAGAAGAAACAGCUUUUCCAGCAGUGGAACAGUUCUCUGAUCGGGAUGAGGCGGAGAGAUGAAGCUCACUCAGCCAUGCAGGAAGCUUUAGAACAACAGCAGCAGAAAGUGUUAUCACUUGAGACUGAAAUUGAAGGAUAUAAGAAAUCAAUUUUCAAGGAACAAGAACAAAAUGAAAAACUGACUCUGAUAUUAAACAAGACAGAGCGGGACAUUGAGACAGUGAGAAAGCUGCUCAGUCAGUCACAAGCAAAACAUGACGCACUGAAGGCAGAAUACGCCACCUAUACACGGAUGCUGCACGAGACUGAGCAGGCUCUCAACCGCGCGGUCACGGACAAGACGCUCCGCAUGAAUGAGCUGAAUGCCCUAAGAAAGCAGAUUGAGCGGGAAUACCUUGAGAAGGUGCAGCUAGAGGAUGCCAUUAUGGAGAAAAUGAGAAGUCAGCUGACCAUGGACAAAGCUUCUCAGUACACACGAAAACUCACAGCCAAAAAACGGGAACUCACAAAACAGCUUGAAACACAAAUGGCUGAAGUAGAGAACACUAUAUCUUCAGAUUCAUUGGACAUUUCCAAUGUUCAGACAAGAAUUGAAAGAUUGGACAAAAUCAUGAGAGGUUUGGACGGGGAAAUCGCUGCUAAAAAUGAUAUCAUCAACAGAAGCGAGGCUGAGAUUAUCAAGCGAAACGCAGUCAUUGAGAGGAAGCAGAACAUCAUAGAUCAGUACAACAAAAAGCUUGAAGUUCUGAUCACCAACGCAGGGGGUGUGGAACUUGGACCAUUGGAAAUCAACAUAAAUUCACUGCAGAAGUCCAUUGAGGCACGCCUCCAGGAGAUUGCUGAGCUGCAACAACUGUGGCUCCGACAGCAGACAGAACUUGUUCACCUAUCCAAAGAGAAAGAUAGCCAAUCCCAUUCUGUUGAGAAACUGAAGAAGCAGCUUACAAUCCUCUCACAGAAAAAGAUCCGUACAGAAGGUAACAUAGACGAGGAGAGCCGAGAAACGUACGAUAUUGAGCGUAACAUCACCAACAUGCAAAAUGACAUGAUUAAACUGAACCAGCUCCUUCACAAGGAAACCAACAUUCAGAGUAACCUGCAGCAGGACAAUAUCCUUCUGGAGCAGGACUUUAUCAGGGCACUGAAGGAGGCUGAGCUAGACUCCAUAGAGAAGCAAGCCAAUUUGGACUCCAUCAAAGAAGAGAAAGAGAGACUUCUCAACAGUCUUGUAGAGGCAGAACGCCAGAUAAUGCUUUGGGAGAAGAAGACGCAGCUCGCCCGUGAGACACGGGCAGCCGUUGACUCUGAAGUAGGUCAAGGGGAGAUCAAGGCUAUGAAUGCAGAGAUCCAUCGAAUGACAGUUCGCCAUACACAACUGAUGAAACAGCAGGAGAAGAUGAUCCAGGAGAUGGAGAAGGCCGUGUCUCGGAGAGACACGAUCGUCACUCGCGGAGAUGCCCAGCAGAAAACAAAUAAGAAUGUGCUUACAAAGGGAACAUUUGAACGUCAGAUGGCUGAACUUAGAAAGAAAAUUAAACAUACAAUUCAGGAGGCUAACUCGUGUGACGGUGAGAUCCAGGACCUGAGAGAUCACCAGCUGGAUCUGAGUAGUCAGCUGGAGCAGAAUCAAGUCACGGUUCAACAUCUUCAGAGCAAUUCUGAUACAAUGGAUGGCGACAUUGAACGAUUGCUGGAAGUCAAGCAGAAAAACAUGACAGAAAUUCUAGAGAAGCAACAGAAAACAAAAUACUUCCAACAGGCUAAAGAUGGAAAGUAUACUAUGCUGUGCAAGUCGGAGUCUUCGCUGGAGAACGAGAGCACCAAGCAGGUGGAUCGAAUGCAAGCUCUCAGUGCUAUUGUAGACAGACUUAACCAGGAGUAUCCACAUGUACAGCCGGCUAUGCGGCGUGUCACUUUGGCCUUGAGUGCACGUGCUGAUGUCAGUGAAGACUAAGCCUCCUUUAGACAGUGAUCUCCUCAGUUCGCAUACAAUGGGCUACAAAUUGUCUUUCAUGUUGCAUUCCAUGCUGUUACAUUUCAAUAGCCCUUGGUAAUAUCUUUUUGUGAUCUUAUUUAUGGCUAUACGGUUAUUAACACUCCUACAAACUAUUUCUUAAAUAUUUAUUGAUACAGACCUACAGGCUAAGCCUUGAGUUUUAAUAUGUCACACUGUGUCCUGUCAGAAGACAGUAAGUAUACAGACCACUGGUAACUAUCUAAUUUGUAAUAUGUCACACUGUGUCCUGUCAGAAGACAGUAAGUAUACAGACCACUGGUAACUGUCUAAGGUUGUAAUAUGUCACACUGUGUCCUGACAGAAGACAGUAGGUAUACAGACCACUGGUAACUAUCUAAGUUUGUAAUAUGUCACACUGUAUACAAACCUACAAAUGUAUUAGAAUCAGAUAAAAUAAUAUUGUAUGUUCUGGACCAUGAUGUAAUAACUGAUGUAUGUCAUGGACCAUGAUGUCACAACUGAUGUAUGUUCUGGACCAUGAUGUCAUAACUAUGAGGGUGGAUCUGCUUUGCUAAUGAAACAGGGCAAAAAAGGACCAUAGUCAUUUUCAAAUCUUUAAGAAUUUGAUUGAUUUCUUGAACAUAUAUUGAUUUAAUAUCACUGAUAGAAUAAAUGUGUGCUUGAUGUUGUCCUCAUAAGUAUAGAGUACAGAUACAUUUACAUACAACAUGUAUAACCAGAUAAUACACAUUUGAAAUAUUGAGUUGGAGGAAGACUGUACUUGAUAUUGAGCCGUUGGUGUGAGAUUGGCUACAGUAACAAAGGAUAGUAUACCAUCACAGAGGCUUUACCACUAGUGGCCUCUCAUCUCUGCCCGAGAUAGGACCAGACUGAGCUCACAAUCUUACCAAUGAAACUCCUUUGUAAAUGUUUAUAAAUAUGUCACAAUUGUAAAUACAACUUAUUUAAAUGAUCAAAAUAUGAAAUAAAAUUACUGUCUUGAGC